UGCUAUUUUCGACUCGGGUACCUCGUUUACAUAUCUGAAUGACCCAGCUUAUACGCUUAUUCCGAGAGUUUCAACAAUUGACCCAAGGAAGAGGUAUACGUCUAGUAGUUCUUCAGACGAGCUUCCCUUUGAAUAUUUUUAUGAGCUAAGUGCAAACCAACGAGCUUUAAGUACCCUGUAGUGAAUUUGACAAUGAACGGCGGAGAUCGGUUUUCCAUCCACGAUCCAAUAGUAGUGAUUCCCACAAAGGGUGGAGGUCUGUACUGUUUAGGUGUCGUGAAAAGUGACAGUGUGAAUAUCAUCGGACAAAAUUUCAUGACCGGUUAUCGUAUCGUCGUCGAUCGUGAGAAGAUGGUACUCGGCUGGAAAGCAUCCGACUGUUAUGAUGUUGAGGCCUCGAACACUCUACCGGUGAUACCACCGAUGGCGGUCCUCGGCUAUUGCAGUCAAUCCGGAAGCCACAUCGGGAAAUGGCAAUAAUUCUGGUGUUCCAGGGGCAACUUCACCACGACAAUCAAUCAACUCUGCUUAAAGCUCUGCCUUAUGGACUCACAAUUGCUCUAAUUCUAUUUUCGUCCCUAAUUUAAUUAAUUUUAAUUUUACUUAUUGUUUUAGAUUAUUGUAGCAUCCACGGGCUUGUACAUAUGUUUUC
Messenger RNA from Hibiscus syriacus, 652 nucleotides. Its product is annotated as aspartyl protease family protein 1-like. The transcript has 7 exons. Bases 193 to 480 code for a protein of 95 amino acids. NCBI's taxonomy places the organism in Eukaryota, Viridiplantae, Streptophyta, Magnoliopsida, Malvales, Malvaceae. The record is from RefSeq and is a predicted model, not a curated record.